Messenger RNA from Ceratitis capitata (Mediterranean fruit fly), 3763 nucleotides. It is a transcript of the gene sky, whose product is annotated as TBC1 domain family member 24. The record is from RefSeq and is a predicted model, not a curated record. Bases 1364 to 3184 code for a protein of 606 amino acids. Lineage: Eukaryota; Metazoa; Arthropoda; Insecta; Diptera; Tephritidae. The transcript is spliced from 13 exons.
UUGAGUGCGCAACAAAAAUUCGAAAGUAAAUUUAUACCGCAUACGUGAAGUCCAAUCGAUGUAGGCAUUAAAAGAUAUUUCACCCACAUUCAUAGUGUAACGAAAAAUUCUAACAUAAAAAUUCUGCCAAAAAAGCAGUUAUAAUCAGAAAUUAAAAAAGAAACAAAUUCUUGCAAAUAUUAGUGAACGAAAUUCCUAAACGUGUUGCUGCAUGAUUUGCAGCGAGUAUUGCGUGUAAUCACGGCCAACACAUUUAAUAUAAAUAGUAUUAACACAUAAAAGUGAAGGAAAUCGAUUUUUCGUGCGAGAUAAACUAAAAUUUGGGUCACCUAAAUUUUCAAUACGGUUCCGUACGGUCAAAUUACAUUGGUAUUUAUAAGGUGGUCAGAAGGAGCCAGAAGAAUAAGCAAACAUUUAACAAGCAGAAUCCAGAGAAUUUGCUAAUCAUAACGACAACAAAAAUAACUAUUAAAUAAAUCGAAUAACGAAUCCGACAAAAAAAGUGCAUUGAAAAAAGUACGUAAAAAAGAGAAAUAAACAAAAUUGCAUAUAAAUAAAAAUAAAGAAUUAAUAUAUUCGUGAACGCAAAAAAAUUAUUAACCUGGUGUCUAAGAAAAAUUGAAAAUUUCAUGUAUUUAGGUAACCGUUAAAUAUUCAAAUAGCUAAAAAAACAAAAAAAAAAAAAAAUCAAUUUGAUACCUUAUCCACCAUAUCUGUGUAUAUAUUGUACAACAGCAAAAAAUCACUUAGUUCGACCGAUCGUUCAGCAUAAACUUUAAAAGGUUCGCUCAAAGUAAACCUCCUUUCCGUGGCAUUAUUGGAUUAUGCUUUUUGUGGAUUUGACAUAAAUUUGAAAAUAUCAUAAUGUUGCAUUUUUCAACACGCCGCCGUGGAGUAUUUCUAUCUCCAUAAGCAUUUAAAUCGACAAAAAAAAAAUAAAUUAAAUAAUAUAAACAACUUAAAUUUGUGUGAGAAAACGAAAAAUUUACUCAAUUAGAAUUUAAAUAAAAAAAUUAAAAAAAUUUUGUAAACAUUUCUAGUCAAAUCGAAAGUACUACAAAACAAAGGCUAGUAAUACACACAUAUACAUAGAUAUCAUAGCAUUCAAUAAGCAUAGGCCAAAGAGGAUAACAACGCAACAGGCAAGAGGUGAAAGAGCGUAAGUCGUGUUGAGCUGAACGGUGAAGCUAAGUAAAAGUAAACGCAGUGUGAAUAAUUGCAAACCAUCAUUACAAUAUAAAGAAAAAAACAAAUAUAUAUAUAUAUACAUAUAUAUAUUGUAUUUUUUUAAGCAACCGCAUAAUAAUCGUGAUCAGCAAAUCGUCUAAAAAGCAAAUUUAGUGAGAAAAAAAAAAAGAGAAUAAUGCCAUACAAUCGUGACACUUUGGCAGCUCAGGCCGAUAAAUUGAGCGGCAUUGAGGAGGAGACCGAUUUGUAUGAGGGCUUUUCACCGCACGUCGACACAUCGGAGAUAAAAAGUUUGGAUUUCUAUACUCAAAAGCCUUCAACUGGCAAAGAACCAGCCUUGCGUUCAUUCACCGAGAUCCAACAAUUACUUCAGCAGGGCAAAAAACGUGAUGUGAAAAGUAUUUUACGCGAGAAUUCAUGGCCUAUUAAUUCACCCAUACGUGCACAAUUAUGGCCAGCAUUAUGUGCGCAACAUCAGACGAAGCAGAAUAUGUUGGAUGGUUUCUAUUGGGACAUGGUGCAUCAGGUAUUUGGCACAACAGAGCUCUCUGACAAACCAAUAAUGCUACCCGCCUUCGUGGAUCCCGCUCAUUGUUUAACCUAUCACCUAACGCGCACUGGGCGCUCUGUAGCUGAUCGUAUUGUAAAUGUAUUAGGUUAUGACUGUCCCGAUAUUACAUACAGUCCAGUAUUGUAUCCGAUUACAUCGAUUCUGCUGCAUUUCAUGUCGGAGGAGGAAGCGUAUCAUUGCUUGGCGGCGUUGGUCGGCAGCAAAGAGAAAGUAUUUAUAAAACAAACCAAAUUACAACAUGAAGUCACUUGGAAAACUGUGAUGCAAAUUGCCAAAAAACAUAGCAAAAAUGCCGUAACCUAUUUUCAACGCAUCUGCCCUGGCGUUAAAUUGGAACGCGUCUUUAUGGAUUGGUGCUGGUGGAUAUUAGCUGGUCUACCAUUUCAGCAUCUUGUACGCAUUAUGGAUUGUUACUUCCAUGAGGGCAUUAAGGUGUUGUAUCGUGUUGCGCUCGUGAUAAUCAAUCUCUUCCACAAAGAGUGUCAAUCCAACAACGAAUGGAGUCCAGAUAAUAUUAAAAAUGAUAUUGGUAAUGCGUUGAUUAAAUUCUGUAAGAAGAUACCAGUGUCACCAACGAAAUUAUUGCAUGCCGCAUUUAGUAUUAGGGGAUUGAGUUCCACAUAUAUUUCUAGAAUAUUUAUGAAGACUGAAAUGAUACUAAAGAGUCGUUCUGUUUUGAAUAACGGUUCGAAGCAAUUAGUUAAGUCGCGAUCCAGUGAUAAUUUGCCAUCGAGUCAAUCACAAGUCAAUAUACAAAUGAUGUCGCAUACAUUGACCAUACGUGAGCGAUUGUACACCGAGACCUGUCGCAAUUUGGGCGAAAAGUCGCCUGGCCAUAGAGCCGUCGCUAUGGGUGUUUAUCCCAUACACAAUCUCAAGAGUCUAGUUUGUUCCAGCGAAGAUCUCUUUACACUCUGGUCGUGGCUGCCCGUCAGAAUAACAAUGUAUCAACCGGUACUGCUCUACACCACUGAGGAACAUGGCUGCUCGCUGACCACCUUCUACGUACGCGUUGAACAGCAUGAGCCAACGUUAAUGAUGAUCAAAACGUGCAAUAAUGAGGUCUUCGGCGCUUACUGCUCAACGCGUUGGUUUGAACGCAAUGUCAAAGAUGACAAGGGCCAACGGCAGGCCUACUUUGGCACCGGUGAGACCUUCCUUUUCUCCCUCUAUCCGGAACGCGCCAAAUACCCUUGGGUUGGUAUUGAGAAUGAAAAGGAUUUGGGUCAUGCGUCGGAGUUGUUUAUGGCAGCCGAUUCGAAGAUGAUAACGAUUGGUGGCGGUGAGGGUCAGGCCAUUUGGAUGGAUGAGAAUAUACGUUUUGGUAAAACGGAUAGCUGUAAAACAUUCAACAAUCCGCCAUUAUGUCCUUCGGGUGAUUUUGAAAUACGUGUGCUUGAAGUGUAUGGCUUUGAUGGCGUUUAAGUGACUCUGUAUGUACGCAAAUACACACACACACACACACAUACACACAUGCAAAUACAUACUCCUACCAACCAAAAAAAAGAAGAAAAAUUUUAAUCGUACAUACACACACACACACACCUUCCCGAAAUGUAUGUGCCACUAAUUGUAAAGCAUUUAUUGCUCGCAAUGGCUCAAUCUAGGCGUUAAAACGAUUACUAUACAUAUGUUUUUGUUUGUUGUAAUUCGUUUUCUUAUUGAAGACAAUGAGAAAGAGAGAGAGAGAGAGUGCUCUUUAUGUUGACACUCCUGGAUGCUUAGCAAAGAAAAACAAAAACGGAAUGCUGCGCAACCAGGAAUGUAUGUAACUGGUUGCGGCCAAAACUGCAAUUCAAUGCAAACAAAAUUACAAUAUAUGUAUGUAUGUAGUAGGAACAUGAAAUUCAUACAAGAAUUGCCCGCCGAGAAAGUCUUCUUUACGAUUGAACGACUGACGGAAUGUAUUGACGGACGGAAGGAAAGCUUUCCAAUAGGUGAAGUGCAGUGAGUUAUUUCAAGGCGCAGUAUUUUACGUAAUUAUUAUUAUUAUGUUACAUAUAA